Messenger RNA from Bufo bufo (common toad), 870 nucleotides. Its product is annotated as ficolin-2-like. The transcript has 7 exons. Bases 1 to 870 code for a protein of 289 amino acids. The record is from RefSeq and is a predicted model, not a curated record. NCBI's taxonomy places the organism in Eukaryota, Metazoa, Chordata, Amphibia, Anura, Bufonidae.
AUGGCGGAGAAAAAUUUACCUUUCUUCGAGGAUGUCCUGGUGCCCCAGGUGCCCAAGGAGAUAAAGGAGAAGGUGGAUCACCAGGAGAGAGAGGAGAUCCAGGUGUUCCAUGACCUCAGGGCCCAAAAGGAGAUACGGGAGAUCCGGGUUCUCCAAAAGCUGUGUCUGGUGAGUGAAUGUAAUCAAUUUUGUCAUGUCUUGCUUGGGAACUCCUACCAUGAAGCUGCUGCUCAGGACUGCAAAUCACUGCUGGAGAAAGGUUUUAUCUUCAGUGACUGGUACAUCAUAUUCCUAGAUGGAAACCAACUGCAAAAAGUCCUAUGUGAUAUGCACACUGAUGGAGGCGGUUGGGCUGUCAUCCAGAGACGUUACGAUGGCUCAGUUGAUUUUCAACGUGAUUGGGAAUCUUACAAGAUGGGACUUGGCAGCCGUCAGUCUGAGUUCUGGCUGGGGAAUGACAUUAUUCAUAAGAUGACUUCAUCAGGUAUGUGGGAGCUGCGCAUUGAUCUGCAGGACUUUGAUGGUAAAAGUUAUUAUGCUAAAUACAGCUCUUUUGAAAUCAAGGGAGAGGCCGAGAAAUACAAGUUGUCACUCGGGGAGUUUAUUGGUGGUAAUGCAGGAGAUUCUUUGUCCUCUCAGAAUGGGAUGAUGUUCUCCAACGUGGACCAAGACAAUGACGCUGAUUCUAGAAGUUGUGUGGAUUUGUACAAGGGAGCCUGGUGGUAUAGUGAGUGCCACCGAACCAACCUCAAUGGACAGUACCGACCUUGGAAAGAUGAAACCUUUACUGUUGGAAUGAAUUGGAAGAAGGGAAAGGGUAAUAAAAACUCCUUCAAGAGUUCUGAGAUGAAAAUCAGACCUGUGGAGUGA